Molecule: messenger RNA, 828 nt
Organism: Ilyonectria robusta
Lineage: Eukaryota; Fungi; Ascomycota; Sordariomycetes; Hypocreales; Nectriaceae
Exons: 1
Source: RefSeq, a predicted model, not a curated record
UUGUUACGGGCCUGCCCGGUCUGGAAACUUAAUCCCUCUAAGCACAACGAUUGCUUCAAGGCCAAACUUGGCAAAAUCUCACGCGUCAAGCAACACAUGGCCAGAAAACAUACACCUGCGUUUUACUGCGAGCGUUGCUUAGUUAUUUUUUCAGACAAGCAAAGCCACCAAGGACACAUCAGACACAGCCACCGCACCUGGGACUCAUCUAUGGAACUAGAUGGAAUAUCACACGAACAACAUCGAGAACUAAGUCAUAAGUCCAAGCCUAAUCUCUCAGAGUCUGAGAAUUGGUUUCGCAUCUGGGGCAUUGUAUUUCCCAAUCAGCCACCACCCGCUUCGGCCUUUAUGGACCCGGACUUGUCCGAGGACCUUUGUCGGUUUCGGGAGUUCUUCCAAAGGCAGGGCCCAGCCACCUUGGUCGAAGAAUUGCGCACUAACGGUAUCUCCUCCCUUGCGGAUGAAGACGUGACAUUGAGUCUGCAUGAAAUACUUAACCGGGGGCUCAACAGACUGUACCAAGAGUGGCUAUCAACUACCACUCCCUCUGCCCGUCCGGCGUCACCCAGGUCUGGAAGGACUCGACCAACCCGACUUGAGACACCUGUGAGCUCGUUGGCAGAUAGUGGUGUGGAAAUAAGGAGCCAGGAGCUGUCCUGCGAACUGGGAGGAUAUGAUUCCUCAGGUUCCAGAAGCACGGAUAGAAUCCAGCAAAGUGAUACACUACACGAUGCCCAUCAAUCCCCCACCUCUCUAGAAAGCAUCAUAGCAAUCGCCGCUGUUCCUGACAACAAUCAUCGAUUUGAUAUUAACGAAUCCUGGAGGUAA